Molecule: messenger RNA, 408 nt
Organism: Adineta steineri
Lineage: Eukaryota; Metazoa; Rotifera; Eurotatoria; Adinetida; Adinetidae
Source: the annotation of a GenBank genome assembly
AUGGUACUACACGGCAAGGAUAAAGCACUUGAACAAAUUCCUAAAUCAUCAAUUGCAUUUAUGAGUAAAAUAACCAAAGUUCAACGUGGUAUAUCAUCGGUAACAAUGCCACCUAAAGAUCAUUAUACAAUCCAAUUUGAUCAUAAAGAUAUGCGAACAUUACGUGGUCGUGUCUAUGAUACUAUGAUUGAUUUUGAAUAUUCACAAUUAGGAGAAGGUAUUGUAUCAGCAACAAAUGAUAUAUAUCGUGGAAUACGCAAAGCUCAAGUACAAAUUCCGACAAUUGGUCAUCUUUAUGUCGCAUGUCUUAAUGAAAAUACAAAAGAAAUUACAUAUUUAAUAGCAGUCAAUCGAUUUGAAGCUGAUGAUAUAGUUAGACGUUUAAAUCUUACACAAGAUCCAAAUUGA